UGUGUUUAUGCAAAACAUCAUAGGCAUACAUGUCGUAUUCCGUUCAUUGGGCGGCUUUGGGCCGGAAGUCUUUUCUUAAUCCUACCUUUUCUCUAGAAAGAUAAUUGGUUUGACAGGACUUCUAAGUGCGUUUCCAAAAUGACAAUUCUACAGUUGCGCGCUUAGAUUUAGUUCACCCCAUGAUAAUGAACAGUGGGGUAACUCAAACUGGUUGAACCCAGGAGUACUCUAGCUUAAGGCAGCUCCUGUCCAGAAUAUACUGUCCUGGAAGCCUUUAAGCUUAUAAUGUUAUCAACUUAUCAUAUAGCUCUGGACGGGAUUCGCAGAAAUCAAGAUUAAAUAAAAUACUGAAUAAAAUUGAUGUACAAGUGUGUACCUAUGGCUGCGUUUUCACUACCUGUUCAAUAAUUAUUUACGCUCUAAUAAUGACACAGCUAUUGGGUUAUGGUCAUGAUUCAACUCAUUCAAGGAUGUUAGUCAUGUUACUAAAGUUUGACAAAACAUCUCUUUGUUCAUAUGGUACAAGAAAUGUAUCAACCCUGAAAAAAGGGUUGAGGUUGCCCUGUGGGUUGUUUUCAACUUUCAAGCCAUUGUGCUUCUCAUUGCUGAAUCAUACAAAACAGUGGUUUUUAGUCUAUACGCAUCACGAACCAUUGUUAUAAACUAGCGCGACUUUUGAAAUAGUUAGGCUUUGUAUAUGAUAAAGAACUUUUGAUAUUGAUUUAAAUUGUUGGGAUGAAUUUGAUGAAUGCCAUUUUUAGGUUUUUAAGGAAAAAUUAACAUUCCGUCCACGCAGUGUUAACCAAUGAAAUGUUGUAAUUACCAUCACGUGUUGUUUCCUACAUGCUACAGAGUAGGCAGGCUCUAUGUGAUAAAAUAAAUAAAUAUAUCAAGCUAUUCUAUUCGAAAAAAUUAAAUCUCUCUAUGGCUGUAUGAUAAAAGGAUUAAAAUUUUAAAGGCACUCCAAAUGAAAUAUGAUCAUGAGGGAAAAAGAACCUUAAGAUGUUUGGUAGCAAAGCAAAUAGCGGUAAAAAACGAAGAGCUCCAUUACCCGAAGAAAUUUAUCCCAAUUUAGUGAAAGUAACAUCUAAUUUGGAGGAUGGUUCUUGCGAGAAUAUUGGACCAACAUCGACUGAACGAUUGCCAAAGACACUUCCGCUUGGAGAGCCAGUUGUUCAACGUCGGAAUUUAUCACCAGAAAAUCUGCCUUCAACACGAUAUUCUUGGUCUCCAGAUAGCGCAUUAAUCAAGUUUAUACCUAAACGUAGAAGUUUAGGCGAUAUUAACUUUCUAUCGGAUAAUGAGGCUCUUGAUGUGCAAAGACUAAAUGAGAAUGUAAAGACUCUUGACAAUUCUGAAUAUCAUAAUGGCCACCACAAACGACAUAGCUCUGCCGAUGUUUCAAAAGAUCUUCGCGGAUCCUCGUCUAAGAGUUCACUACGUUCAAAUAACUUAUCCGACAGAAGUUUCUCACUAAAUAGUCUUGCUUCAUCGUACGGUGCAGAAACUGUUGACAGCCAAAUGGUCGACCAAGAGGAUAUACUCAAUUUGACCGCUCAUGUCCGACAUUUCUCUGACGCUUUGGGGAAAUUGAGAAAUGUUUUCCCAGGCAAUGGGUCAGACACAGAAUCAGACGAGAAUACAGACAGUGGUAGUGCAGUUGAAGAAAUGCACGUGAAAGCCCACGAAUGUUUGGCAGUUGUGUUGUCUAAUUUAAAAGAAGUAAUACAUCUUUAUCCAUCAUUAAGCUCCAACGAGAUUCUUGCAGCAGCUGGUGAUCUCAUAAGUAGAGUUAAAAAUUUCCCUUGUAUUGAUCGUAAAAAUCCCGAUGAUUUCUACCGCGCCAUUGAUCAACUGGCACUGGUAUUUGGAAGCAGUAUUUCGGAUUUAUUGAUGGGAGAUCAGGAACUUAUUCCAAAUAAGGCUGGAGAUGAUGGUGACGAUGAUGUCGAUUACCCUGAUGACGAAGAAUACGGAAGUGAAGGAGACAUGCUAUCCAAUAGUAUGAACAUGCCGUCAAGACAGGAACCAUGUAACGACAUCCUUGAUGACAAGGAUGCUGAUCUGGAGAGAGUGUUAUUGAAGAUGGAUUCUGGGGUAGAAUUCUGCUUGCAGUGGACAAAAUAUUGGUCAAAAUACGUGAAAGACAUAGCAAACUAUGUAGAAAAAAGAGCGCAACUCGAGGCAGAAUACACAAAACAGCUGACGAAGUUAGCUCAAGCGACUAGAGCUUCGAUAAGUGAAGAGAAUUACCUUCCAUUUCAGUCAACGUUCAUCACUGCAUUAGACCAGGAUAUGGAAUAUUCCCAGAAAUGUCAACAGACUCUCGCUGCGAUUAGUGGAUCAAAAUUCAUCCAGCCUUUGAUGCAGCGUCGCAUAGUUCACGACCGCGCACGUAAAGACAUGAAAGAUGACUGGACCAAGACAUGCCGACAAGUGCACGAAUCGGCAAAUUCGGUGAAAACCACACAGCACAAUUACAAUAAAAGACAGCAAGAACUUGAGAAGCUGAAUACAAGGCAAGCAGACGUUAAAGAAAACAAAGAGGACAGUUUCUCGUAUUUUAGUUCAAACAAGGGUAGAAAAGAGGAAGAAUUACGAGUGAAAGUGGAAGAAGCUGAACAGCUUUACAAUAACGCAAUCAAGAUUGCCAACGACAUGCUGAAUGAAGCGGAGAAAACGAAAGUCCGUAUUGUUGCUCAAACGAAACAGCUAGUCAACGAAUGUGAUCGAACUUUCAGAUCGGUAACUCGCAAGUAUUUUGAUAUGAUGCAUGAACUGGCUGUACCCACUCCAAUUCAUUUCAAAACCUUGGCUAACAGCUGUCAGGGAUAUGAGCCGGGAAAAGAGUUUGAAGACUUUGUUCGUUUUCAACAAUCCACCGCUCGCUCAAGCGUUCGUCCUAUAUACGAAUUGCUACCCUGUCCUAACAACCCAAGGUCUCCAGCGAAGGCAUGGCCAGCGGGUCAAAUGUCUGACUAUGAAGGAGGUCCAUCUCCCUCUGCUUCACCUUCAUCCAGUCCUAAGAAUACAAAGAAGCCGACAAGAACAAGACCCCAUCCUGCACCUUCCACCGACGAUGAGUCUGAAGGGGAGAUGAAGAGACCUCGAACAAGUCAUUCAAAAGGCAGUAAAUCCUCGAAGCCAGAGCGGCGAGGAAAAACCCCGAAAUUUCCGAAGGGGAAGUUGACGAAAGAAGCAUCGACUCAUACAUUUCAUAAAAUAAGAGCGCCUGCGAGAUGUUCAGAAUGUGAUAAAUAUGUAUUUAGUGGAGUGGAAUGUGCUCAAUGUGGUCUAAGUUGGCAUAACAAAAAAUGUCUAGAAAAUUUACAGACAGCUUGUAGCCAUAGCAGAAUGCUUCCCAGCCCCAUGAAGCGUAUGAAAACAUUUGGCGUACGGUUUUCAGAGGAAGGUGGUGUUCCUGUGUUGGUGACAAAGUGUGUGAAAGAGAUAAACAGAAGAGGUCUGAAAGUCAAGGGAAUUUACCGAGUUUCCGGCGUGAAGUCCAAAAUGGAAAAUUUAUGUCAGGAUUUUGAAACAAAUGCUGAAUCAGUUGAUUUAUCAACGCAGCCUCCGCAUCUGAUAGCCUCUGUACUCAAGCUCUACAUAAGACAGUUACCUGAGCCACUCAUGACAACAAAACUUUAUGCUGAUCUUAUUCAAUUAGCCAAGGAAAGUACGCAUCUAAAUUGGCUGACUGUUGAAGAAUACGAGGGAGAUGCUAAAGACGAAUUUAGGUCACUUUUGGCGAAACUUCAAAUUACUCUCAAGAAGUUACCAAGAUCAAACUAUCUCACAACCGCAACCCUCAUCAAGCAUUUACACAAAGUCUCGCUUCAUGAGGAAUACAACCAAAUGAAUCCACAAAAUUUGGCCAUUGUAUUUGGCCCCACCAUUUUAAAAUUGGAAUGUGAGAACUCCACAACAUCACUCUCGUCCUUGGUAGACAUGUCUCAUCAGACCCGCAUAGUCGCAUUGCUCAUUGUCAAUCCUCAGGUCUUCGAUGACGUUCCAGAUGAACCUGAGGAAGAAAAUGGAGAUGUUUCAAUUGAGGAAAACGAUUCUUCAUUACCAAAUACCCCUGUCGAGAAAUUUAUUUCACUGAAAACUGAAGAAGAUGAAAGUGGUAUGCCGAAUCUUUACGGUGAAAGAAGUACCAGAGUAAGAGGCGAAGGCCUGUCUCCUAUGGAGAAACUUGCAUCACAAUCAUCUGAAGUAAAGGACAAUAACAAGUUUGAUUCCGACACAAUAAGAACAAGCGAUCGUAUUGAUAUACAGGGUGACGUACCAAAUCUGUUUGUUGAAACCUCGAUUUUACUUCCUGGUAGUUUGGAGGAACAAAAUAAGCCCUUCGAUUUUAUUCAAGAUGGUGAACAUUUGGUUGACGAUGAUAACGAUCGUGCAAAUCACAAUGUUGGACAUCGUAUAAAUUAUGGGUAUCGGCAUUUAGCAGAUGAAAACGAGAAACAAAAUAUCAACACAUUGCCAAAAGACAUCUCACUUGCUGAUGAAAUACAAGAUGAAUUUAAUAGAAAAUUUCAGUCUGCGGAUACCGCUAACGGUGUAACGGAAGACGCCCCGUCACCUGGCGAGUCGAGUGUUGAAGAGGAUACAAGUAUCACACGCAGGCGAUCCAAAGCAUUCAGUGUUGGGAAACGGAAUGCUAACCCUGAUAUGUUAGCCAAGCGUGGGUCAGCUUUAAUAAAUGCCUAUAUAAUGGACAACAAGAAGACUGAAGAAAGCGACUCUUCGCGAGAUUCCCCUCCUGGAAAAAUAGUUAGUGACGUGUCCGUUACUACAGAAAGUUUAAAACAAGAAAACGAUGUGGGGGCUAACAAUGAAACCGUCCCUUCAACGUCUACGGUAUCUUCGUCUGCAAAUAAAACUACUGAUUCUGAUAUCACUCCAGUGAAUACGGAAUCUGAGGAGAAAGGUCAUCGCAAUGGAAAUGAUUCAUCAGAGACAAGUUCCUCUGCUGUUUCUAAAUCUGGAAACGAAUCCAGUAUAGCGGCUUUGUAUAGGGACACGCCUAGUCGUAAACGGAGUGCGACGUACGAGAACGAAGCAAAGCGAAUGUUUGAGAAUAGACCAGAAAGAGGUGAUAAACAGCUUACCAGCGAACGCCUUUUUGCGUAUGGUGUCCGGGGAAGGCGUGCUAGAGUAUCAGUGAAAGACCAAGUGAAGCAGCUGGAGAAUAGAGAACAAAAUGAUGCUUCUAAAGCUGGGGCAUCUGGGGUACGGAGCAAUAAACUACCGGAUACUGUGACCACCCAAGCCGGUAAGACAGGUUUGAAAGGAGCAGCGAAUGAUACGAAUGGUACAUCUAAUGAUGUCGGUGAAAAUAAGGUACUGGGAGGUAUUGAUGGAAAGGAGAACGUCGACGGAAACUCGUCUAAUAACACCUCGUCUAAAAUUCAUGAACCUCUGACCCGACUAUAUGCCGCAGGUGGAAAUUCCGGGAUCUUCCAACCGCCCAAAAGUCCAGUUCCUAAAUAUCGAACAGCGGAUGACAAGUUUUGUCCUUUAAAAAGGGAUAUCAGUUUGGAGUCACCGCGGACGCCUUCCUCAGAUUCAUCAGCAGAUGAUAGUGAUGAUGCUAACGUUGCUACGGAAACAUCUUUACUGCCAAAGUGGACGGGGCGUGGGCUCACACCCCGUGAUUCAAGUCAAGCACCAGAAUUCGUAUAAUCUAUUGUCAAGAUUAUUAUCACGAUCCAAAUUUCGGAUUGGUACAGAAUACUGUGGGAAAAUACGAUGCAAACUGAUACUUUCUGUUGCAAUAAACCAAAUAAUUAAGAGCUUGCUAAUAUGAAGUUAAUCAGGUUUUUUUACCGAACUAUUAUUUCGAGUUAUGCAAAAGUUUCACAUCGUUUGCAUCAAUGAAGAAGACAGUAAUAACAUUACAAAGUAAUUAGAAAUGUUACUUCUUUUUCAAAUUCACUAUUGAAAAUCGAGAAGUCACAUUAAAUCGCUGCUUUUAGGCUUGUCUGAACUAAGGGUUAAACCCGGCCGAUACUGCAGUCAUAGUCCACGUGGUCUUUUGUUAUUAUAAUCAUGGGAUAUAAUUACAUUCACUUCAAAAUAUUCUACAUUUGAAUACUACACAUCUAUGUACAUUGAAUUUCUGUAUUUUGUAUAUUAAUUAAUCAAUCUUCUGUGUAUAAGUGAAUAGACAGGUUAUGCAGAAAAUAUAUUGUA
This is a messenger RNA of Dendronephthya gigantea, 6198 nucleotides long. Its product is annotated as rho GTPase-activating protein 45-like. NCBI's taxonomy places the organism in Eukaryota, Metazoa, Cnidaria, Anthozoa, Malacalcyonacea, Nephtheidae. Gene Ontology annotation, biological process: activation of GTPase activity; signal transduction. The transcript is spliced from 30 exons. Bases 1003 to 5688 code for a protein of 1561 amino acids. Gene Ontology annotation, molecular function: GTPase activator activity. The record is from RefSeq and is a predicted model, not a curated record.